Molecule: messenger RNA, 600 nt
Organism: Penicillium expansum
Lineage: Eukaryota; Fungi; Ascomycota; Eurotiomycetes; Eurotiales; Aspergillaceae
Product: nuclear transport factor 2 family protein
Exons: 1
Coding region: 1-600 (199 amino acids)
Source: RefSeq, a predicted model, not a curated record
AUGAAAUCCUCCCUGUGGGUUAGUCUCGCUGUGUCUCUGAUCGGCCUUGGCCCGGCCGCUGCUCGGAAUGACUACCCCGGAAAUUAUCCUUCGAGCUCCCCACCACUUGGGCCUACUGACUGGGAACGCACGCCCGUCUCGGUGUUCGCCAAGGUGCUCAACACUCAACCGGAUCCCGACUAUAAUCUCCUGAAGGAGCUGGUCACCUAUGACUGCACCUACAUCUCCCUCACGUUCGACAAUCCCACUCUCCAUGGGAUCAUGCCCUGGGCAGGCACGCACACCCAUGUGGGUCCGCAGGCCUUUAUCGACAUCUUCACCCGAGUAGGCCUGUAUUGGGACCGGGGCCCAUUCUCCAUCGACCACAUCUUUGGCGAUGACGGCAACGUGACCGCUUGGGGAUCAUUCACGGCCACAUCCCGCACUCUGGGGAAGACAGUGAUCUCCCCCUGGGCCGCUCGAGCGCGAGUGAAUUCGGCCAAUCAGAUUUUUGAAUUUCAGUGGAUGGAGGAUACCUUCACCACCGCUUCAUCCUUUGGGUCGGACAAUAGUACUAAAGUCUUUAUUGCCAAUCCCGAGGGAGGCACCGCCCAUGCCUGA